Messenger RNA from Alnus glutinosa, 1898 nucleotides. RefSeq names its product adenine nucleotide transporter BT1, chloroplastic/mitochondrial. Gene Ontology annotation, biological process: transmembrane transport. NCBI's taxonomy places the organism in Eukaryota, Viridiplantae, Streptophyta, Magnoliopsida, Fagales, Betulaceae. The transcript has 3 exons. The coding region runs from base 476 to 1660 and encodes 394 amino acids. The record is from RefSeq and is a predicted model, not a curated record.
AACCAAGAGACAGGCAAGUAAAGCAAAGCUAAUGGCAACCUAACAAGUAUCCACAACAAAAAUAUAUAACGUAAAAUAAACACAGAGCUCAGAGAGGGAGAGAGAGAGAGAGAGCGAGAUCACCUACCCCUCCCCUCCCCUCUCUCACUGUUCGUUCUAGGUUUUCCUCUCACAGUCCCCUUUCUCUCGUUCUCACGGCCUCGACUUUCGGCCUCGCCAACCAAUAAUUCAAUCUAUCGCAUACUCAUUUCUUCAAACUUUCUUCCAUUUUCAGCUCCCAUUGGUUCAUUCCGUCCAACCAAUUCUCUUUCUCACAAAAAAAGGAAAAAGAAAAGGGAUUUGUGGAUACCCCAUCUGUUAAAAACCGAAUCUCUCUCUCCCAAAUGAUCUGGAUUCGCUUAGAACCUUGAAAACAGUGGCUUUGGCUGUUCACUGAAACCCCAACGAAGAUAGCAUAUUUGCAAGAUUCUGAUCAAUGGGUAGGAGAGGCAUGCAACUGUUCGAUGAUAAAAGAGAUGGGUUUUUCUCGGUUUGUGAUUUGGGCUCUCAGUGGAGCCUACAAGAAGGGUCAUUUCACCCCGGAGGCUUAUUCGCCAGCGUUGGUCAGGUCGGAAUGGGUGCUUUCACGCCGAAUCCUCCGGAUUCCCGAGACAAUGGCGGCGUGAAGGUACCGUACGCGGAUUUGUGCGCCAAGUACAUGUCCUCCCUGGAGGGGUUUCGGAUAGUCGGGGUGCGGGAAGGGGAGGAGGGGGUUGUGACGAAGAAGAAGAAUGGUGGUCUUAAGUUGAAGAUUACGGUCUCAAAUCCUUCGCUUAGGAGGUUGAUAAGCGGCGCGGUAGCCGGGGCGGUAUCUCGGACCGCAGUGGCGCCGUUGGAGACGAUAAGGACGCAUUUGAUGGUUGGGAGUAGUGGGCAUUCUACUACCGAGGUGUUCCACAAUAUCAUGAACACCGACGGAUGGAAGGGGUUGUUUAGGGGCAAUUUGGUUAAUGUAAUUCGGGUUGCACCUAGCAAGGCGAUAGAGCUAUUUGCUUACGAUACAGUCAACAAGCAAUUGUCACACAAACUUGGGGAACAGCCCAAACUCCCAAUUCCUGCCUCGUUAGUUGCCGGGGCCUGUGCUGGAGUCAGCUCAACUUUGUGCACAUAUCCACUUGAGUUACUCAAGACCCGACUAACUGUAGAGAGAGGCGUUUACAAUGGUCUAUUUGAUGCAUUUUUAAAAAUACUGAGAGAAGAGGGGCCUUCAGAACUCUACAGAGGCCUUACCCCUAGUCUUAUUGGGGUAAUUCCAUAUGCUGCAACCAACUACUUUGCCUAUGACACAUUAAGGAAAGCCUACCGUAAGAUUUUCAAGCAAGAGAAGAUCGGCAACAUUGAAACCCUUUUGAUUGGGUCGGCAGCCGGAGCUAUUUCAAGUAGUGCGACUUUCCCGCUUGAGGUGGCUCGCAAGCACAUGCAGGUGGGGGCUCUGAGUGGAAGGCGGAUAUACAAGAAUGUGCUUCAUGCACUUGCAAGCAUAUAUGAACAAGAAGGGAUCCUAGGUUUGUAUAGAGGGCUGGGCCCUAGCUGCAUGAAGUUGGUCCCUGCCGCCGGGAUUUCUUUCAUGUGCUAUGAAGCAUGCAAGAGGAUACUGGUAGAGGAUGAUGAGGAAGCAUAAGAUAGGUUUUUUGGAAGUAACAAAAAUUCACAUACUGCGUCUCUUGGAGAAAAGAGGGGGAAGUGAGACUCCUUUUUCAUGGGCACCAGGUUAACUUAAUUUUGUUUUGUUUUUGUUAUUUUUUUUUUUUUUUCACUCCGCGACUGGAUUUUUUUUAUUUUUGUGGCUCAGUUCAAGGAGGUUUGUGAGGUUUUAUAUCUGAUGUUUUUGGAAAAUAAGAAAUUCCAGUUUAGUGCCA